Messenger RNA from Monoraphidium neglectum, 840 nucleotides. Its product is annotated as ornithine decarboxylase. Gene Ontology annotation, molecular function: ornithine decarboxylase activity. Lineage: Eukaryota; Viridiplantae; Chlorophyta; Chlorophyceae; Sphaeropleales; Selenastraceae. The record is from RefSeq and is a predicted model, not a curated record. The transcript has 4 exons. The coding region runs from base 1 to 840 and encodes 279 amino acids. Gene Ontology annotation, cellular component: cytoplasm.
AUGGCGUCCAUCGGGGUGCUGUCGCCGCGCCCCAUGGGCCCCGCGGCCAGCCUGGACGUGACUGCGCUCGACAGCCUGUGCUCAGGCAGCCUCGACGAGCUGCUCGCGGCCCACAGGGCGCCGGCCCGCAGCAGCGGCACCGCGACCAGCCCGCUGUCCCCCGGCCACGCGGCCGGCCGCCCCCGCGGCGACCCCGAUGGCGAAGAGGACGACGGCGGCGUGGCAGGGGUGGACCCUGUGCGGGCCGCCAAGGUGCGCGCCGCGACAGACUUUGUGAAGAAAAGCUGGCAGUACAAGGCGACGGGCUCUGUGUCGGCGGCGGCUGUGCUGGCGGACCUUCACGUGCGCCGUGUGCCGCACGGCGGGCCCGAAGGCAUGAAGCGCGUCGCGGCCGGCCUCAUCAAGGCCAACGCCCUGGACGACACCACGUACGUGUACGACCUGGGCAACACGCUGCGCCUCUUCAAGGCCUGGCGCGCCGCCAUGCCGCGAGUGGCGCCCUUCUACGCCGUCAAGUGCAACCCCGAGCCGGCGCUGCUGCGCCUGCUGGCCGCGCUCGGCGCCGGCUUCGACUGCGCGUCCAAGGCGGAGCUGGAGGCGGUCGCGGCGCUGGGGGUGCCGCAGGACCGCGUCAUCUUUGCGCACCCCUGCAAGCGGCCCGCAGACCUGCGGUUUGCGGCGGGGGCUGGGGUGCAGCUGACGACGUUUGACACGGAGGGCGAGCUCGGCAAGGUGGCGGCCAUGUACCCGGGCGUGGGCCUCGUGCUGCGCGUGCGCUGCGACGACCCCGACGUGAGCGGGGCUGCUGCUGCUGCUGGCGCGGUGUGCUUUGCGGUGUAA